This is a messenger RNA of Stegastes partitus (bicolor damselfish), 1379 nucleotides long. It is a transcript of the gene pdcd5, whose product is annotated as programmed cell death 5. Gene Ontology annotation, cellular component: nucleus; cytosol. Bases 126 to 503 code for a protein of 125 amino acids. The record is from RefSeq and is a predicted model, not a curated record. The transcript is spliced from 6 exons. Gene Ontology annotation, molecular function: DNA binding. Lineage: Eukaryota; Metazoa; Chordata; Actinopteri; Pomacentridae.
UCCGAUGUCGAUUACUCUCCCUGAGCGAGGCAGGGCCUGGUGACUAGCAGGAGUGCAGAGUGCAUUUUUUAAUACGGAUAUCUCAUCCCGUUUCUUCUUUUAGGUCCCUAUUACUGUAAUAAACAAUGGCAGACGACGAAUUAGAGGCAAUUAGGCGGCAAAGGAUGGCAGAGCUGCAGGCAAAACACGGGGAAUCUAAUAGUCAGCAAGGAGAGGAGGCCAAACAAAGAGAAACAGAAAUGAGGAACUCUAUACUGGCUCAAGUUCUAGACCAGUCAGCCCGUGCCAGAUUGAGCAAUCUUGCUUUGGUGAAGCCAGAGAAGGCAAACGCAGUCGAAAACUAUCUCAUUCAAAUGGCUCGUUUCGGAAAGUUAGGAGGAAAGAUUUCAGAGUCGGGCUUGAUCGAGAUCCUAGAAAAAGUCAGUCAGCAAACAGAGAAAAAGACGACUGUCACAUUCAACAGACGGAGGGUGAUGGACUCGGAUGAUGAAGACGAUUACUAACUGGAAACAGCAGCCCUGAGAGGAGCCAAUAAGUCAUGAGCUGAUGUGCUUCACCGGGACUCUGACUACGAAUCUGACUAGUGUGUUUCUGUUAGCAAGAUCCUGGGAGGCCACACUAGUUUCUUUGUGUCUUUGGAAGCUCCAUACCGAGACAGAAGAACAAGGACAUUAAGUUGAUGCUGUGGCAGUUGGUGGAGGGUAGAACACACACAGUGUCAAAGGUUUUCUUUUGCAACCUCUUUUCAAUCAAGUUGCUACAAGUUUGUAGGGCUUGUGUUGUACCCCUGACAGCUCAUGGCACUGUUUCACCUUCUCAGUAGUUACUCUUUUUUUCCUUUAUUUUCACUAUGGUUAAUAUCUGUUCCUCAAACAUAAGAAACUAGACAAAAUCUAAAACAUACUGCUGCUGAUGCAUAUUACUUAGACUGUUCUAUGAAUUAAAUGCAUUGUUUUCUAUUCAGGACUAACAUCCCAUUAGGUUUGGAUGUUGCUCUUGGAUAUUUCCUUGUUGCUGAAAUGUAUCAUAAAGGUUUACAUAAAAAUUAAAAACAGCCUUAAAUUCAAAUGUUGGUCUUUCUAGUCGACAAUUUCUAAAAUGAUCCUUCAUCAUGUUAGUGAAAGUUUGACCCUUAUGAAAGGAUUUCAUUUGGGAUUUUACAUGAAUGUGGUCCAUUUAGUUGAGCAGUAAACUUUGCAGCAUCAAUACAUCAUAGCAUCCUCACCUCUACAGGAAAAGUAGACGUUCUAGUUCUGUAUGGAUGAUUUAUUAUUUCUUACCUACAAGUUCACAUUUUGAAUUUCAUUUUAGGAGCUACAAUUAACAAAUUGCCAAAUGUAUCUGACUACUUUUUCAAUAAAAUGCAUGGAGAAAUGUGA